Cercopithifilaria johnstoni is the source of this 4518-nucleotide messenger RNA. Lineage: Eukaryota; Metazoa; Nematoda; Chromadorea; Rhabditida; Onchocercidae. The record is from the annotation of a GenBank genome assembly.
AUGAUAAUGAAGGAAGAAAAAGAUACGGUGAAAAAAACUCUUUUACGACGUCGUAGUGAUCCAACUUCAAGCCAUGUUGGCACACUUGAUACGAUUGUGGCAGCCGAAUUACCAUGGGGUUCGUUGAAAGUGAUUACUAUAAGUGGUGUUGAUUUUACAUCCCCACCAGGUCAUUUUGCUGUUAAGUCAUUAUUACAAGAAUUAUUCAUCCUUCUCGAUCGUAGAGUUCAUUCUAUCGAAGAUGGAGACAUUGAACGUAAUAUUAACAAGACACUUCAAAUUGGGGAUGACACUUAUAUAGAAAAUCUUCUACGAGUCUUUAACAUACUUUGCGAACAUUGCUUGCCAUCUAUUCUUGCAACAUUGAUAACGUGGUAUGAAAAACAACUGAAACGUUUCGAGGGAUUGAGUGAAAAAACCGCGAAAUCAGAUGAACAACGUUUAGCAAUCAAUUAUCUGUUUUGCAUCGUAUUAAUUGAAGUUUUACCGCAGCUACACUUUUUUCCCACCAUUUGUGAUAAUUCCGUAUCUUACAUUGUGGCUUUGGCAUUUGACGAAGUUGCAUAUCGUGAACUUUCAGUAUUCGGUUCAAAUUACAACAAUUAUUUACUGGUAGCCGAACGUUAUGCCGAGGUUCUUGGUGUUUUGUCACAGACGCACGCUGUUCUAAUACAGCGAACAUUUCUUAAUACAUUGGACGAGCUCCGAAAGGAGAAUCCAACGACUCGAUUUAAUACGAAUUGUAUAAUAGCCUUGCUAAUGGCAAUGAAAUUCUAUAGAAUAAAAACCAAUGACGUCGCCGAAUUCGAAAUUGGUGUACGUUUCUUAGAUGAACUUGGACAGUAUUAUUUGGAUGUCAAACAAAAAGAUAUCAAACAUGCAAUUGCGGGAUUGUUAGUUGAGAUUCUUCUUCCAGUUGCAGCUCAAAUCAAAACAGAGGCAAAUAUACCUGCGGUAAUAUCAUUUGUUGAUAAACUUUAUGCGCCUACAUUUGAACUGGUUAAUAAAAAACGCGAUAAAAUGGCAGCAUAUCCGUUGCUAACAUGCUUACUGUGUAUUAGUCAGAGUAAAUUUUUCUUAAUGAAUUGGGCACAGUUUCUCAAUUCUACCUUGGCAAGUUUGAAAAACAAAGAUCCGAAAGUAUCCAGAGUUGCAUUGGAAUCCUUGUAUCGCCUGCUCUGGGUAUAUGUGAUACGAAAUAAUUGUGAAGGUAGUACCGCUACGCGAAAUCGGUUGGAAUCAAUUUGUAAUUCAUUAUUUCCGAAAGGUAACCGAGCUGUGGUACCGCGUGAUGCACCGUUGAACAUCUUCGUUAAAAUUAUUCAUUUUAUAGCGCAGCAAAAGCUUGAUUUUGCUUUUAAGGAAAUAAUAUUCGACUUGUUGGGUUGCAACAGGGCGCACAGUGUACUGAAAAGUUCGAUCUAUCCCGAACGUAUGAAUAUCGGAAUACGAGCAUUAAUGGUUAUAGCAAAUAGCCUGCAGCAGAAGGAAGGACCGCCUGAUAUGCCACGUUCAAUGGCUCUAAGUUCUUCCCAAAGAUUGAAGAAAACAUACAUUUCUCGUCCUCUAACAGCUGAAAUUGCUCGUUCAAUUGGCAUUGAGCUUUACUACGCACCAUGUAGACGAGCUUUUGAUUCAAUUCUAAGAGCAUUGGAUUCACAGGUUGGGAAGCCGUUAAUGAUGACUGCUGCACAUGCUCGAGGGAAAGAACCGGAAGAGCUGUUAACAGGUGACGUAAAACCUAAGUUGGAUCUAUAUCGUACUUGCAUUGCAGCGAUUCCACGCCUUCUUCCGGAAUCAAUGAGUCAUUCGGAACUUGUCGAAUUGUUAGUGCGAAUGAAUGUGCACAUUGACGAAGAACUACGAGUGCAUGCCGCGCAAUCGUUGCAAACGCUUAUGAGCGAAUGUGCAGAAUGGCGUGAAGAUAUUAUCCAUUCUUACCUUAAUUAUAUGAUAACUCAGUUUUCUGACACAUAUCCACUUCUACUUGAUUCGUUAUUACGACUUUUAUACCAGCUAUUGUUUACGUGGAAAACAGCUGCAUAUAUGGAAAAAAAGCGUGAAAUGAACGGUGACUCCGAGCGAGAUAGCGGUUUCAUUAAUCCUCUAAGAAUGCAAAUUUCGCCGAUGUUAACAAAUUCAAUUGCUAUCGCGUUGCAUGCAGUAGAAGGUUUUGCGCUUGCAAUGAUGUGUCAGUACAGGACACAAUCCAGAAAAAUUUCUAUAAAUAUUUUGAAAGAGGUACGGCACUUACUAACGCUUGUAACAUCGCAGCAGCAUGAUACACCUGUGAUUGAGGUGUUAGAUAAUGCAACACCCUAUGUGAUCAAUAAAUACAUCGAGCAUGUCCCGCUCUACGAAAGACAGUCAUGGAAUCAUGAUUUUUCAUCGGCCUCUGAUAAAAUUGCAUCAGUCGAAACAGAUAGCUGCUUGGUGAAUAGUGAUAUAGGCAAUGAAUAUUUUCGGUGGGAUGCAUGGGCUUCUGCUCUUUCUGGUUAUUGCGAACAUCGUUUUCUAUUAACGCAAUGUCCAACAGCCGUUUUCCAUGCCUGGCCUGUAGUACAAGCUCGAUUGAGUGCAUGCAAUGGUUUUGUGGAUCCAAAUAAUCCACAAAAUGAAAAUCGGGCAUCUUUGUUGCGAUCGUCAAAAAGUAAAGCCACGGCUUCGCCAUUAUGUGGUGAAUCGCUUGGUCAGGAUAACUAUUUGGCAUUGUGGCAAAAAUAUCUUGUAAUGGCCUGCGCACUUGCACCACCUCAUGCUGAUUAUACAGCUACCCAUAGUCGAGGAUUUUCACCUACUUCGUCAGUGGACAAUGAUGUCUUUCGUUCUUUGGCGUCAUCCGUCCGCGCACAACGGCCAUCUGCUUCGGUGAAUGCUACGUUUUUUCUGAAAGUUGUAAAUAUGUUACGUUGGGAACAUAUGACUGAUAUGCGUGAUAGUGUCGUAUUGGGUAUUGGAUCAACAAAUCCUCUAGCAUUUGAAGCACUUCUUGAUGAGAUGAAAGGGCUUCUAAGAGAAGUAAUGGAUCGGAAAAACGAUAAUAAUGCUCGAAGGAAGAAGCGAAAAGAUCUGUUACGACUACAAAUAAUCCGUAUACUUCAGGUUGCAACAUUUCGGGGUGUACUGCAAUGUUCAGGUUGUAUUGAUGUUGAAAGUGGACUUUAUUCUGUCCUUGUCGACUUUUUGGACUCCAUGCGGCAGAAUUUAGAAUCUGAUCAGGAUCGUGAUAUGUUGUUGUUAACAAGUUUGCGAUUGCAUUUUGCAAAAACUGUGGCAAUGAUUAUUAAUAGCAUUGCACCUGAAAAAAGGCGAAACUUGUUGGGAAAUAAUUUGAAACAGAAUUUGUUUUUCUUAUUCACUUCAUGGUGUAGUAGAAGCAUUGCAUCUGAUAAAAGGCACGACGGAAACAUUGGAACAUACGUAGAACAACGAGCUGUUGAAGCGAUGUGUGCUUUAUUAUGUUGCGGACCAAUAUUUGAACCGAUUAAAGCUAUUGGAGAAGAUGGUUAUUUGUAUGGAUGGCUAGGAGCUUUGCUUGAUUCAGAUAAUCCUCUGCUCGAAAAAUUGUUCGAAUCUACGUUAAGUACGAUGCUUGAUUUGAAUGAUGAAACAUCGCAACUUCUCGAAUGGACAAUUAAUGUUUGCUAUUCCAAACCUGCUUAUGUGGCAGCAAAAAGCUUCCGUUCAUUGGUCAUGCUUUUCUCCCGAAGAGAAUAUCCUUGUGAGUUCGAUUCAUUGUUUGUCCUCUGUCAGAUGUUAGCAGGGGACAGUGAUACACAUGUUUCUGAACCCGCGGUGCAGCUUCUUCAUCUUCUGCGACGACAGUUUCUUGAUGAUUCCUUGACUACACCAAAUCUUACCAAUUUGCAUAAUUUCUCAUCGAACCAAAUCGAAAUUUGUCGUUUGUUAGCAAAAACAUAUCCAAAAAUAACGAUGUCGGUUUUUUCAGAAGUUUGCUUUCGUGUUGAAAGUGAUAAAUGCAACAGAAGAACUGCUAUAUUAUCUCUGCUUUCUGCAUGGUUGGAAAACAUUCAGCUUGUGGAUCCUCAAGAAGACAUUGCUGCACAGGAAAGUGACGGGGUAAAAUCAAGAUGGGGUUCAACCGAAGCAACUCAGCUUAUCCUGAAUAAUCUCCUUUAUUUAACAGUAACAUUGUCUGAUGUGCAUUUCAAAGAAAUAUCAUUACUGUGGAACACGUUAUCUAUAUCACACCCAGCGAAUUUGCCAAUAAUUGUGAACUAUCUGUUUGUGAUGGCUUCCUUGUCGCCUGAUAUGUUGUUGCCACAUACGAAACGUGUAUGCUGUUUCUUGAUGGAUUUAAGUGCGCGUAACUUGCUCAAAAUUCUAAUGAAUGAAAUGGAUUGUGUAAACGAGCAAUUCAAAGCAAAUUUGGAACGAUGUGAAAUGCCACCAUUCUACCGUUUCCAGAAUAUCUUGGAAACACCAUAUGAAAAACAAAUAAUAACAAAAAUGAAGGAGACCGGUAUAUGUACUGCCGAAACAGAAUCCGCUAGUCCA